This is a messenger RNA of Chaetomium globosum CBS 148.51, 4371 nucleotides long. RefSeq lists its product as uncharacterized. The transcript is spliced from 6 exons. The record is from RefSeq and is a predicted model, not a curated record. Bases 1 to 4371 code for a protein of 1456 amino acids. NCBI's taxonomy places the organism in Eukaryota, Fungi, Ascomycota, Sordariomycetes, Sordariales, Chaetomiaceae.
AUGGAGACAUCGUCACGGCGAUCCGAUAUUCGCACACGCCAUCGAGGCAUCGCUUCCACCCGUCGAGCUUUCUUGCGCUCGCUCUUUUCGUCAUCCUUCUUGACGCCGGAUAUUCCUCGGCGCGGUGCCAAGCAUCAGCCAAGGUCAAUUGCGUUCUCGCGGAAACGCAAGUUGCGGGAACUCUUCGCUGUUGCGACCGACGAUGGCAUUCCCAACCACGACCCCAACGAUCCGGACGCGCCGACAACCACGCCCGCCGAGCAAAAGUUUUUGAACGAAUUCGACAUUUUGCAGGGCCGGCGAUUCGACAAGCUCACCAUCCCGGCGCGCCGGAAGGUCUUCGAUGCACAUCGACUCCGCGCGAUCUAUGAUUCGACAACCAUAGCCGAGGCCACACCCUUCGCUGCGCCUGCGAAGAUCGAGAACCAACCUCCCGAACCUUGCUACACCAAUGGCACGAAACUCGACAAACCGACGAACCAGCCAAGAGGCUCUAUCCAACAUGCAUCACCGCAGGCAACUGGUAAAGCGUUACCCGUUGGUCAAGGGUCCCCUUCUACCGCUCAGUCGUCGGUUGUAGCCCCAAAGACACACAAGGACAGCUCCAGAGACCAAGCGAAGGAAGCGCCUACCCAUCCAGCAAGUUGUCGUCAGGUCGAAGGUGUCACUGGCAGUCGUCCAUCUACAGAUAGUGCAUCGACUGCGACGGCUCAACAUCCGUCCCUACAAGUGCCUGCCACCGCCCUUUCUCGCGUCGAUGUGCAAAUUUCACGAACCAACCAGAAACCGGUGCAAUCAGAGGUCGAUGAACGCCGGGAUUUCAAAGAUGGCGAACCUGCCGUAUCAGAUCAACAGCCCCUUACAUCGAACCCUUCUAGCCAUCUGGAUAUACUGUCGUCCCCUGGCUCUACUGCCCAGUCGAUGUUGACCCCCGCCGUCCACGAUGCGUCCGCAGACACGAGCCCUGAUAGCGAAGCAACCCACAAUCUAGAAAGAGUCGAGGAGAAGGCCGCUGUUGAAUUGCAGGGAGAUCUUAUGCCAGAGGAGGAGGCUGCCAUUGCUAUGCCACCUCCUAGCGGGCUUGAGAAUAUUACACCGAUAGCGACGAGUCCGACUCGGAAAGGUCCCCUGGGGGCUAGGGAUAAGAUUGUCGAUGAACAUCAAGUUGGGUCAACAGCGGCACGGGUAGGCAGUUUGCAGCAUGGCGAAUGGCUGUCAGACACCCUAGCCGGGCCCUCGAUGAUACCAGGCAAUGCUAGUGUGGAAGAUCGGAACGGAGGGGAUGGGGGUAUAUCGGCGCUCAUGGAUAUCGACAAGCCGGAAGACGCCGCGACCGAGAACGAAGGUGUUGCCAAUGCCGGCUUAUCACAGGAAUCCCAUGCUACGGCAACGGCCGUUCCAGCCCCUCCCCAACCUGCUGGUGUACUGGCUGCCGAGACGACCAGCACCGUGGAGGUGGCCGUUAAUCCGCGGUCAUCCAGCCUCUCGCUCGCCCCGAUCGAGCCCACAAGGCCAGUUUCGGCGGACCGGGAUGGAUCUCGUUCCAUGCGAGACGAAGAAAUCGACCCUGAGGCGCCUCCCACGCAGCUCAAGUUGUAUGCUAGCAGAACGCGCGAUAGGCGGCGCAGAAGCACGCCAACUGUUAUUUUCGGCAAGCAACCGAAAAAACCGAGACCGUCAGAUGAUGGGACAGUGGCUGUCGGUCAGCAGCAACCCGGACAUCUUCCUUCGGACGACUAUUUCACCCCCCUCUUCAUCGAGGGUUUCACUCGACAAUCAACCUGGAUGAAGCCUAUCGAAAAACUCAUCAACCAGGCCCACAAAACGAUAUCGACCACGGACCAGUAUAUUUCGAUGUUAGAUCACCAAGCGUGCAAAAUACUACGUAGAGUGUAUCAUCUCCAGCAACACGACAAGUGGUCUCUAAGGCAGCCGGUUCGAUGCUCAGAGCCAACAAGACCAGCAUCUCACUGGGACGUUCUUCUCCAGGAGAUGAAAUGGAUGCGAACCGAUUUUCGCGAGGAGAACAAGUGGAAACGGACAGUUGCACGAAAUCUCGCCCACGCGUGUGCCGAAUGGGUUCACUCAGACCCGGCGGAGCGACUGAUGCUGCAGGUGAAUGCGGUUAUUCCACCUCGACCGGCAGAGGUGGAAAUGAAAGGGGCAAACCUCGGGGACGAAGCCCUGCCCGAUUUGGUCCAUACCGACUCUCCAAUCGAAAACGAAGAUGAUCUCCCCGAAAUCCUGGUUGAUUGUGUGGCCCCCUCGGCCAUUUUCGCUCUCCCAGAUGAUGAGGUAGUCUUUGGGCUCCAGCCCUCAAAAACGGCUGACCUCCUUCUGGAAAACCUUCCAUUGCAUGGCUCGCCCCUUACUGUUCCAAAGUUUGACGUCUCGGAUACAGACUACGACCCGGACGCCAAAUGGAAGCGGCCAGCGGUACCACUGAGUAAAUACGUGGAGGGCGGAAUGGUACUGGCGAGCAACGGUCCACCCCGCAAGCGGCGCCGAUACGACUACCUCGCUGAAGACGACCCCGACAACAACGACGACGAAGUGAUAUUUGGAUAUGAGCCCGCCAACAACAAUAGAGAGCUACAGGCCGAGAAUUCUAUGGUUGCAUUGUUCAAUCCGGAAAUGAAGGGCAUCCGAGACCGCUUGCAUGCCGGCCACCAGUUCCGGCCACCCAAUGAACAUGCCAUGCCCCCCCAGAGCUUCUUUGAGAGCCGAACCGCAUCUCAGUGGACGUGGGCGGAAGAUGAGCAGCUGAAGUCUCUUGUCCGCGAAUGUUCAUAUAACUGGUCGUUGAUCUCGGCCAUGUCAUCAACCGUGUCCGCCUUCGCAUCUGGAGCAGAGCGGCGCACACCAUGGGAAUGCUUUGAACGAUGGGUGAACCUCGUGAGCUUGGAUGGCCUGCCGAAUGAUAUGGCUAGGACUCCGUACUUCAAGGCCUAUCAAGCCAGGAUUGACGCAGCCCAGCGAGCCAUCGCACAGCACAACCAAAAUGCGCAGCAGCAGGUCGGACCCAAUGGCGCAGUUACGCCAAUCCCUAGGCGAAGACCGACCACGAGCAUCCGGGUCGAGCGACGCCGCAAUCAGAAGCACCUAGCGUUGAUUGACGCCAUGCGAAAGCUGGCCAAAAAACGAGAGGCAACGGCUCAAAAAGCUCAGCAGGCAGCGAACCUGGCAGCGAUGCGGAAGGCCAACGAAGUGCCCAGACAGCAAAUUCAAAACAAGACGCCGCGGGAUUACAGCAUUAUGAGAUGGGAGCGAGACCAAGCACUUGCGGAGAGGAUGGCCGCGUAUGCCAUUCGGCAAGCGGACGCGAAUGCACGGAGAUUGAAACAAAAUCACCCGGGUCAAGGGCCAGGGACUCCCGGUGUCGCCCAAGGCGCCCAGACAGCGGCACAACUUGCUGCCGUGGCCUCGGCCAACGGUGCCGCUCGCCUCAAUGUCCCUGGACAGCUUGCCGCGGCUGCAGCCGCGCAAAACCGUACCCCUGGGCGGGUAACCAGCAGCGGGUGGCCAUCCAGCAACUGCAACACGCAACAACAAGUUCAACAAACACAGCAAGGACAAGCGCAACAAUCCCAGUCGCAGCAAUCGCAAACACAGCCACAGCAGCAACAGCCACAACCACAACCACAACCACAACCCUCUCCGCAACAGCAACAACAACAACAGCAGCAGCAGCAGCAGCAUCCGCUUCAUCUCCAGCAUCAACCUCAACAGCAACAAGCCGCACAACACGCACAACAGCAAGUUGCCCAGCAGCAACAGUCCCAGACCAACCAAACCCAACAACUACCGCAAACUAACGGAGCACAAGGUUCGCCGACGCCAUUACGCAAUGUGGUCAAUGGCGUCAACCAAGGAGCAUUUUUGACCAAUGCACAGGCAAUGAUGGCGUCGUUUGGUGCGGCUAACGGGGCUGGCUUGGUAACCUCGCCGGGUGCUGGGUUGAGCCUGCCGGCGAUGGCGGGUCGGUCUCCGGGAGGGAUCCUGAAUCAACAUAUCACACAGCGACUUGCUGAGCUCGAAGCGCAUUACCGGGCCAAGAACCCGAAUCUGCCACCUGAGACAGUGCGGCAACUGGCAACUGAGCACCUUGGUAGGAUGAUUGUUCAGAGCCAGCAGCAGGCGGCCAUGAACGCGGCGGCAGGAGCGGUUGCGCAACAGUCGAUGAAUAGCCCACAUCAAUAUGCUUCGCUUCUCCGAGCACAGCAGCAGGCCCAAGCACAGCAGGCACAAGCACAGCAAGCCCAAGUACAGCAGGCCGCCCAGCAAGCGGCUCAACAAGCCGCCCAGCAACAACAAGUGGGGCAACAUCAGAGACAGUCGAGUGGGAGUGCGACGCCGGCGCCUGGAAAGUAG